This is a messenger RNA of Columba livia (rock pigeon), 3370 nucleotides long. RefSeq names its product SLAIN motif-containing protein-like. The transcript has 9 exons. The record is from RefSeq and is a predicted model, not a curated record. Gene Ontology annotation, biological process: cytoplasmic microtubule organization; positive regulation of microtubule polymerization; microtubule nucleation. NCBI's taxonomy places the organism in Eukaryota, Metazoa, Chordata, Aves, Columbiformes, Columbidae. The coding region runs from base 399 to 2372 and encodes 657 amino acids. Gene Ontology annotation, cellular component: microtubule plus-end.
GGGGAAGCUGGUUCGCCGCCCGCCCGCAGCGGAAGGGGGGUCAGGGGCCGCGCGGCUGUUCGCCCCCCAGCCGCAUCUCCGCCGUGCUGAGGGGAGCCCGUUAACCGGCCGUUAGAAACCCGGAUGUCUUUCUGAAAAAGUCCAAAUUAUUGUCUCGACACGGGAAUGGCUUGAAAUGCGGCUUCCUUCUUUUUUUUCCUAUUUUUUUUUUUUCACCCCAUUAUACAAUGAAACUAACUCUUGCAGAUUUGUAUAUUCCCCCCCCACCCCUGUAUCCUUGGAGCUUUAUUUAGAUUUUUUUUUAAGACUUACCAGUCAUGGGAAAGAAAAUGCAGUUUUUGCUGCUCCUCAGCCUUGGAGGGGAACUGAUUUUUCGGUGAAGCCGCGUGUUUUGGGUGAUGGUAGUUCCUGGAAAUGCCCCAGUUAUCCAUCAGGAUCGUGCUCUGGAGCCUGACUUAGGACGAGACUCAACGGCGAACUCUGCCAUGGGCCCUGACGCGGAGCCGGCGGCCGAGGAGGUUGGAGCGGAGCUGGAGGAGGUGCGGAAGCUGCGGGAGCUGGUGAGGAGGCUGGAGAUGGAGAAUCAGCACCCGAGAAUGAAGAGCAGCAGGAGCACGCUUGGGACAAACCCGCAGGGCGACAUCCACGCUGCUGUGGAUAACCCUGGGCUCAACGGGAUGGAAAUCAAUAACAGCAUCAACGCCAUAACCGAGAAGCAAGAAUUGCAAAUCAUGGCAGAUCUGCACAACCAGUUAAGCAAAAUAAGGAAAGAGGAAGGAGGGAACAACUGCUUGAAAAAAGACAGAGAUGCCCAAAUGCGAUACAGUUGCAACAGUGCCACUGAGGAAUUGUCUUCCAACGUGUGUAAGGUGGAAAUGAAGAGUGAUGAUAAAAUCAGAUGUUCCUCAUUUGUGGAUACAAGCGAUAGCACAGAGCUUGUGGGAAACCUGGUCAUUGCGGGUGUUGAUUCCUCAGUUAAAAUAAAUGAACAAAAUCCCAAAGAGAAAUGUGGAGAUCUAGAAAGUCUUUCAAAUAGCACAGAUCUGGAUGAAGUGACAGUGUUAGAACUUGAAAAUUGCACUGAAGAAGAAGAUUGCUGGCUCUAUGUGUCGCCGAGAAAAUCUAUGACAGAUCAGAAAACAGACUCGCCUUUAAAAUGGUGCCGACAAGUGUUGGACAAUCCCAGUCCUGAAACAGAAGCAGCCUGCCGAACUCUUAUCACCAGACUCGACCAAGCCAGUAGAUGGAAAAACCUGUAUUGCAGUCCAUUGGCAUCACCCAGCGCACAUAACUUGAAUACAGAGCCAGGCUCCUGUAGCAAUGCACUAAACUCUCCCGGGCAUCUCAAAUCGACUAACAAAGCACUACUAACCUGUGGCAGCUCAGGUUAUCUGAGCAUGCAUUCUGCGCUGAGCUCUCAGUCGUCAGUGGACAGUGAGCUGAGCACCUCUGACGACUCCAUCUCCAUGGGAUAUAAACUGCAGGACCUGACGGACGUCCAGGUUAUGGCACGUCUUCAGGAAGAAAGCCUCCGGCAGGACUGUGCCUCCAGCUCUGCUUCGGUCUCGCGUCGCAGCUCCAGCGCCUCCCUGCACUCCCUGCGAAGAGGCACCUACAGCGACCAGGAGUUCGACACGUACAGCCUCGAGGACGAGGAUGAUUACGAUUGUUCCCUGUCGUACCGCAGCGCUCACAGAUAUUCGCCGUCUCCGCUCAGUUCCCCCCGGUGCCAGUCGCCUUCUUCCAGUGCAGAUUACGGCAGGUCCUCGACUUCCCGGAUCCGUCCCCCGCGGAGGUCGGUGCAAAGUCCGAUGCAAGACCGGCUCAAGUAUGCGAGCAGCGAAGAGGAGAUGCGCCACAGCAUGCCCAACCUGGCCAGGACGAGCCUUCGAACGCUGGAGUCUGUCCGGAGCAGUCGGAGCCUGGAGUCAGAUCUGCAGGUGCCGAGCAGUCGAAUUCCAAGAACUCAGCAGCGGUCGGCAGGUCUGGCUCCCAGUAAGCUCAGGUAUUCCUCCACUGCCGGGCAGUCUCCCCUCACUGUGCGACAACCGAUGAAAGCAGCGGCGUGCACAAACUCUCUCUUAACACCCAGGCAGCCAGUAAAAGCCUGUGGUUACACAAGUGCUGUCAGUGGAGUUCGAAAACCACAGGCGGCUUUGCUUAGUCCGGGCUCUUCCAGUAGCAGUUGCACUACCAGGAGCAGUAACAUGGUCACUGUGGCAAAAAAUUCGCCCCUCAAAGCGCGCACGUCUGUCGGAGGAACCUCGGUGCCCAAGAGCAAGGCAACACCACCAUCCAAGAGCAGAUUUCUCCAGUCAGCACAGACCGCGCAGGCCCCAGAUGACGACUCCUGGAAGGACGGGUGUUACUGACACUGCCAAACACACAGCGCUGUGACACUGACCCCAGCUGGCUGGGCGUGAAAACCUCACUGGGAAAUGACGAGAGACCCGUCACAGUGCAGGCCGGUGUAUAUAGUCCCUAUCCUCACCUUCUGCCGAGAGCCCAACCUCCUCCUGGCGGAGCAGCUGUGUUUCCACCGUUCAAAACGUUGCUGAAAUCCGAGUCUUCCCGUGAAGACUGAAAAGAGCCUUAUUUCACAUAAACCUCUACUUACAGCCCUUUGGAAGGUUUGUCACACAAGAACUUGGUAGGUGUCCUGCUCCUGAGGACACUUGCCACUCGUCCUGUUUGUGCCAGAAAGCAGCUUUGAGCCGUUGCUGUGGCGCAUUGCACAGCAGCGGCUCGGGGAGACUAGAAAUAGUGACAUAGGUGUUAGAAACAAGACUUUUUAAAUUCAACCUGUUGUACUUUGUCUGAAACUCAACUGGUUUUGUUUUUGUUUUUUUUUUUUUUACGUCUGUAUAGAAUGUAUUUCUGCUACUUUUUAUUGUUUGUUCUAGAAGACGAAGCAGGUUUUUAUAACUGUAGUACACUUUGAGCUGUCGUGUUCAGGUGUGUGCAGCACAGGCCCCGGGUGAAGGAGCAGUACACAAUAUUUGUGUGGGGUUGUGAACAGGUGAUGCUACUUGAAAACUGUUGAUCAGCAUCUUCCUAUCCCAGAUGCAGAACUAACAACCGCCGGUUAAAAGUGAACUUUUAACCAAUAACCCCCCUGACUGAUUUGACUUGAAAUGUUUCCCUUCACUCUCUUCCAACUGCCCUCAUUUUUGUAGAAGAGUUUUCUACUGUCUCUUUGGCUGUGAAGGAUUCUCAGUGUCCUUUUUCCUCAGCAAGUGCUGGAUGCUAUGAAUACAGUCUUAGUACAGAAAAUAUGCACUGAUAGCAACAUUCUCCAUCAAUGUGAUUUUGAUAGUGUAGUUUAAUAAAACUGUUAUGGUGCUGAAAUAGAUCUGCUUUAUUCAGCUGA